AUGGCCGGAAGUCGUAAACUACAUGUUCACGUCGUCUGCUGGAAUGGAGAUGAAGAGAUUUUUUUUUUUCAGGUGCGACGACAUCGGCAUCCUCCCGCUCCAUCGACAUGCCGCCAACGAGCGCGUAGUAAGCCGCGCAUAACUCAUCGUGAGCGAUCAUCAUCCGAUGAUAAUGAAGCUAGCCAAGUUGAACCAGUUGCAUUUGCGCUACCAGUUCGUCGUGGAGUUUCGACGAGAGCGGUCCGUUCAAUGGCAAUGCGUGGCGGAGCGGCGCGAUGUAAUGUCUGUGCUUUUCGUAUAAACAGCGCGUUUAAUUGCAGAUGUGGAAAAACGUUGUGUUCACGACAUCGUGCCGCCCAGUCACACACGUGCUCGAAAAUUCGCGCCAAGCUGCAGCAAGUCAGCGACUGA
This is a messenger RNA of Ostertagia ostertagi, 411 nucleotides long. The record is from the annotation of a GenBank genome assembly. Lineage: Eukaryota; Metazoa; Nematoda; Chromadorea; Rhabditida; Trichostrongylidae.